UUCGGUGUUAAGUCAGAAAAAUAGGGAAAUCUCUGCCUAUAAAAGCCGAGAACAGUUCUCGGAUCUCCACACUUGUGCUUUCCGAGCUUCAGUUAAGUCUUGCGGAAUAGCAGCAGCAGUCGAUCAGUAGCUACAGUCAUGAAUUCGAUGAUCUUCUUCGCCUGUCUUAUCGCUUUGAUCUGCUGCACAGCCUCAGCUGGGCCUCUAUUUCCAUAUGCACCAGCAGCAUAUGCUCCCUAUGCAAAAGGCUACUAUGCACCAUUCCUACCAUCCCCAGCUGCAGUAGCCGCUGUGCCUGCAGCUCCUGCAGUACCAGCUGUACCUGCCGGUUAUGCUGCUCCUGCCAUUCCAGCACCAGCUGCUGCCGUUGCUGCUCCUGUAGCACCAGCGGCUGUUUAUCCCUAUGCCGCUGCUGCUGCCCUCAAUUACCUUGGUUACCCCUACGGAUACCCCUAUUACCCGUAUGGAUAUGGUGCCUUGGUUGCUCCUUACAAAAAGUGAACGCCAUCAUAAGAACUGGACGGACUCUGGCAAGGUCUUUGAUUCAUGCAUUGGGGAAAUAAGUUACUGAAUUUGUACAAAAUGGUGUCAGCUGGGGACAAUAACUUCUCUUACGCGCUGCGUUAGAGGCUGUUCUUUGUCAAAUCAAGUGUCGGAUUUUAUCAUUGCAUGUAAUUCGAGACCAAAUAAAUGAGUUUUAAUACAUCUUA
This is a messenger RNA of Argiope bruennichi, 710 nucleotides long. RefSeq names its product cuticle protein 70, isoforms A and B-like. Bases 139 to 501 code for a protein of 120 amino acids. The transcript has 3 exons. NCBI's taxonomy places the organism in Eukaryota, Metazoa, Arthropoda, Arachnida, Araneae, Araneidae. The record is from RefSeq and is a predicted model, not a curated record.